Messenger RNA from Spea bombifrons (plains spadefoot toad), 1416 nucleotides. RefSeq names its product transformer 2 alpha homolog (gene TRA2A). The transcript has 8 exons. NCBI's taxonomy places the organism in Eukaryota, Metazoa, Chordata, Amphibia, Anura, Pelobatidae. The coding region runs from base 179 to 1042 and encodes 287 amino acids. Gene Ontology annotation, biological process: positive regulation of mRNA splicing, via spliceosome. Gene Ontology annotation, cellular component: spliceosomal complex. Gene Ontology annotation, molecular function: RNA binding. The record is from RefSeq and is a predicted model, not a curated record.
AAGAGACGGUCGCCAUUUUGUGAAGUAGCUGGUCGGAGGAAGGACGGAGGGAGUUCGCGGGCGGAAGCCAGAUCCUGGGUACGGCCGAUAAGGAGGGAACGUCCGACGGGGGAAAAGCGUUGACCUCCUCUGCAAGACUUUUCCCACACACGGUUACGCGUUAUUACGAGUAGCUACUAUGAGUGACGCGGAAGGAAAUAACUUCGAGGGGAGAGAGUCCCGCUCCCGUACCAAGUCACCUGCUGGAAGCAAUGGCCAUGCGAAAUCAGAGAGCCGAUCUGGAUCACGCAGCCCAUCGAGAGCUUCCAAACACUCAGAGUCUCACUCGCGUUCCAGAUCCAAGUCCAGGUCAAGGUCCCGAAGGCAUUCCCAUAGGCACUAUUCUCGUUCGAGGUCUCGAUCUCAUUCCCACAGAAGACGCUCAAAGAGCAGAUCAUAUACACCAGAAUAUCGCAGGCGCAGGAGCCGCAGUCACUCCCCGAUGUCUAACCGCAGGCGACACAAUGGCAGCAGGGCGAAUCCAGAUCCCAACACAUGCCUUGGAGUCUUUGGUUUGAGUCUAUACACAACAGAGAGAGAUAUCAGAGAAGUGUUCUCUCGCUACGGUCCUCUCAGCGGUGUCAAUGUAGUUUAUGACCAGCGGACUGGCCGGUCGAGGGGAUUUGCUUUUGUCUAUUUUGAACGUAUUGACGAUUCCAGAGAGGCCAUGGAACAUGCAAAUGGUAUGGAGCUGGAUGGCAGGAGGAUCCGCGUGGAUUAUUCCAUCACCAAGCGUGCGCACACCCCGACUCCAGGCAUCUAUAUGGGGCGGCCUACACAUGGUGGAGGCAGCAGCAGCAGCGGUGGGGGUGGUGGCAGCAGCGGUGGCGGAGGAGGAGGAGGUAGCCGCCGGCGUGAUUCUUAUUAUGAGAGAGGCUAUGACAGAGGUUAUGACAGAUAUGAAGAAUAUGAUUAUAGGUACAGGCGACGAUCCCCUUCACCAUACUACAGCCGUUACAGAUCCCGAUCAAGAUCACGUUCAUACAGUCCAAGACGUUACUAAAGCGAACUUUUUUUAUUUUUUUUUUUGUUUCGUUUUUUUAAACGGCUGAAGCAUCCUUUACAGUCAUCCAGAUUUGAUUUAGAACUCAGCACUCUGGCUUAUAUGUACUGUUAUGUGAGUCUUAAAACAAAUUUAUUGUUAGUUUGUUUGUAAGAAAACGAUGAGUAGGUAAUGGGCUAUACCUGGAAACAGCCCGGCUGUUCAGGAGGAAUGUCUGCUUGCUGCUUUUGUUAUACUUAACAUAGGUUCUGGGUAACUUUUUCUUAUCGGUUACCCUUUUUUUAUUUUUUUGUGAACCAUUUAAUGUACACUGAUUGCAAGGGAACUAUUUUUGUGUGAUAGUAAAUACAUGUAUAAUAAAAUUAUUGAAAAUA